GAAACCGCCCGUUAAAGGAAGACAGAAGAAGAAGCGCUUUGUGUCUUUCCGGUUAGCAGAAAUGGCUCAAGGUUCUCAAAAGUUUAAAGCUCAGCGGCCAGGAGCCUCCAAGAAACACCAUCAAAACAAAAACAAAGGACCGAAGAAAGGAGGGAGGGUCAUUGCGCCUAAGAAGACUCAAGUGGUUCAGCAACAGAAACUGAAGAAGGGUCUCGAAGUUGCCAUCAGGAACAAGAUUGAGCAGGAGGUGACCCAGAAGGCCAGCUCCUCCCUUCACAAGCCGCUGAGUGUGGUUAAAGGGCCUGAGGGUAAAGGCAACCGAGGAGCAGCCCAUCCAGGAACCAGCUGCAAAUAGGACUGGACACACCUACAGACCUGAGUCUGAGGGUGCUACACAAAGGACUGAGUUGAAGUGUCAGUGAGCUACAUUUAAUUUCAAAUGUCACCUAUCCUGUUCCCAAAUAUAUUAGCUGACUUCAGGUAUGUAGAAAUAAUCAGAACUAUUCUUCAGUUCACUGUAUUCAUUCCACUUCAGCUGUAAGAAUGUUCACAUAUAAGGAGCAGGGUCUAUAAAGAUGAUGUUAACAUAGCAGCAGAAAAAGUAUAAGGCAAAGGAUUUCAGCAUUCAACUAAAAUAUAAAUCUUGCAACCAUCACUGUCAAGAAUCCUUUGAGAUAUGUUCAACACACUUUGCAAGUGUAAAUUCCAGCCAUCACUGCUCAUUUCUUUCAAUAUCUAAUUGUAUUGAAACAGUCUGUUGUGAGCAGGAAAUACAGCGUGGACAAAUGAAUCCAUCCAGAUCAUGUGCAGACUGGCAGUAAGUCUGAUCUGAGUUUUUCCAGACUUAAAUGAAAUUUGCAUGUAUCAAGUCUGCCAAAACCCAUUUAUUUCAAAUUAAACUGAUCAAAUGUAAGUGACAAAGAAAAAACAAAUCAAAUGUGAGAAAUGACAAGUGGGUUUUCUGAUUAGGGUUAUACAAACUGUUAAUCCCCAUACACUUUCCAUUAGCUAUUUGUAUGUAGAAUUUUUGUAAAUGCUGUAUUUUUUUUUUUGAAUGGCAUAUUUGAAUUAAAGGUUAUUUCAUUGUUA
Messenger RNA from Xiphias gladius (swordfish), 1089 nucleotides. RefSeq names its product chromosome 15 C19orf53 homolog (gene c15h19orf53). The transcript is spliced from 3 exons. Lineage: Eukaryota; Metazoa; Chordata; Actinopteri; Istiophoriformes; Xiphiidae. The record is from RefSeq and is a predicted model, not a curated record. Bases 62 to 355 code for a protein of 97 amino acids.